This is a messenger RNA of Lactuca saligna, 2010 nucleotides long. NCBI's taxonomy places the organism in Eukaryota, Viridiplantae, Streptophyta, Magnoliopsida, Asterales, Asteraceae. The record is from the annotation of a GenBank genome assembly.
AUGCCUGAAAUUGUCGCCGACGUUUCAACCUCAAAUCCGGCCGGCGAUAACAUACAAACCGGAGGAUAUGUCCCACACAAAGAGCUUUUCGGCUACUCAUCGCCGAGAAGCCCAUUGACGACACUCAGCCCGGAGAGCGAUUCAAUGGGUUUAUCCGUUGACAGUCCCGGCGGCGUCGACACCUCCAUUGAACAGCUCUAUAACAACGUCUGUGAAAUGCAAAGCUCCGACCAGUCACCUUCCAGGUUCAGUUACUUAUCAUAUGGUCAAGAAUCGCGAAUAGAUUCCGAGCUCCGCUUUCUCGCCGGAGGAGACUUUAUGAAACCAGACGGCGGUGCUACAAAAGAGACAGUCGUCACAAUCGAUGAAAAAGAAGCGAAAGAAACAUCAAACGACAGCAACACGACUGUAAACAUCCCAAAAUCUGAACAGUCUUCAACUCCAAAAAACCGACUUCCUUCUCGUAAGAGGAUUCCAUCGAGGAUAAAUCUCAAAAAACAAGAAAAAAUUUCACCCAACGAAGAUCCAGCGUACCUCGGGACUUAUUUACUCAAACAAGCGCGAGACUUGUUGUCAUCAGGUGAUAACCCGAAAAGGGCUUUUGAAUUGGCUCAACGAGCAUUGAAAUCAUUCGAAAGCAUCCAAUCUGAGACACCAAAUUUGGAAGUCGUCAUGUGUUUGCACAUCGUAGCAGCUUUGAAUUGCAGUUCUGGACGUUACACCGACGCCAUUCCUUUGUUAGAACGUUCAAUCGAAAUCCCAAACAUGGACCAAGGUCAAAAACACUCUCUCGCUAAAUUUGCAGGGUGUAUGCAGUUAGGCGAUACGUAUUCAAUGAUUGGAAACAUCGAGAAUUCAAUACUUUGUUACACCGCCGGUUUAGAAAUCCAACGACAAGUUUUAGGUGAAUCCGAUUCCCGAUUUGGUGAAACUUGUAGAUACGUAGCGGAAGCUCAUGUACAAGGUAUGCAGUUCGAUGAAGCUAAGCGGUUAUGUCAAAUGGCUCUUGAUAUACACAAAAACGGUUCACCGGAAGAAGCCGCCGACCGGCGGCUCAUGGGGCUGAUAUGUGAAGCGAUGGGAGAUUACGAAACCGCCCUCGAACAUUACGUUUUGGCGAGCGUCGCCAUGGCCGGAGAUGGACACGAAACAGAAGUUGCUGCUAUCGAUGUUUGCAUCGGGGACGCUUAUUUAUCAUUGUCUCGUUACGACGAGGCGAUUUUUUCGUAUCAGAAAUCGCUUAAUCUUUUCAAAUCAACAAAAGGCGAUAAUCAUCCAUCAGUUGCUUCGGUUUUCGUCCGAUUGGCCGACGUCUACAACAAAAUCGGGAAACUACGUGAAUCGAAAUCGUACUGUGAAAACGCGUUACGGAUUUACGUGAAACCAGUCGCCGGAAUCCCUAGAGAAGAAAUCGCGAGUGGUUUGAUUGAAGUUUCGGCGAUUUAUGAGUCGAUGAAUGAACUCGAUCACGCAAUUAAUCUACUGAAGAAGGCGUUGAAGGUGUACGGGAAGGCGGUAGGUCAGUUGAGCACGGUGGCCGGAAUUGAAGCUCAGAUUGGGGUUUUGUAUUAUAUGAUGGGGAAGUAUUUGGAGUCGUAUGGGUGUUUGAAGGCGGCGAUUGGGAAGCUGAGGGCGGUGGGGGAGAAGAAAUCGGCGCUUUUUGGUGUUGCUUUGAAUCAAAUGGGGCUUGCUUGUGUUCAGAUUCACUCGAUAAAUGAAGCGGCUGAUCUUUUUGAAGAAGCGAGAGGUAUAUUGGAGACAGAGUAUGGGCCUCACCAUCCUGACACACUUGGGGUUUAUAGUAAUCUUGCCGGCACUUAUGAUGCCAUGGGCAGAUGGGACGAUGCGAUUGAGAUACUUGAAUAUGUGGUUGGGAUGAGAGAGGAGAAGCUUGGAACUGCGAAUCCGGAUGUGGAUGAUGAGAAGCGGAGACUAGCAGAGCUUCUUGGGGAUGCGGGCCGAAAUCGGAAUAAGAAAUCACUCUCACUUGAAUUCCUUCUUGAUGCCUAA